Molecule: messenger RNA, 767 nt
Organism: Cuscuta epithymum
Lineage: Eukaryota; Viridiplantae; Streptophyta; Magnoliopsida; Solanales; Convolvulaceae
Source: the annotation of a GenBank genome assembly
AGGAUUGCAGGUGUACCUAUCGGGAAUGGUGAUAUUACUCUGAAGAGUUGGCUGCAGAAUCUUCUCUCCGGGCCGGACAAGGAAACAAGUUGUAAGGUGGCAAUGGCGUUAUGGGGUGUUUGGAAUAGGAGGAACUCGUUUGUGUGGAAUGAUGACUGGCAGCAAACUGCCGGGCUGCUUAACGGUUGUGCAAGUGUUCUACGCGCAUGGCGCGAUGCACAGCAGCAGGUUGCGGGAGUUGGGAGCAGCAGCGGAGGUUCUAGCAGCGCGGGAUGGGUCAAACCGCGAUCAGGGAGGAUUAAGGUGAACGUGGACGCUGCACUAGAUUUGACAAAGGACAUUCGAGCUUGGAGUUGGGUGGCAAGGAAUGAUCAAGGAGAGUUUAUCAAGGCAGGGGGAGGUUCGCGCGAAGCACACUGGUCUCCGGAAGAGGCUGAAGCCUAUGGUCUUCGUGAGGCCAUCAGAACAGCUAUUAAGGAAGGUUGGGACCUUGUUGAUUUUGAAUCUGAUGCUCAGGUGGUGGUACGGGGACUUGGCAAGAGAGGAGGAUUGGCAUAUAUGGAUCUUAUACUUGAUGAUAUCCACUUCUUGAUACACACAAAGAGGUCUUUUAGUAUCUCUUAUUGCAAAAGGUCCGCGAAUCGUGUGGCUCAUGCCUUGGCGAGAUCACAUGUUAGCAUCUCAGAUCAUAGUUUUAGUUAUGAGAGUAUUCCCAGAAGUAUUGUAAGCCUGAUGGCAAAUGAUCUUUUAUUAAUAUAAUGAUGACG